GGCAAGGUUGAUUGACGAGGAAAUUGGUUUGUGAAUUCAGAUUUAUUGUGAUAUGUGAGCAAAAAUCUUAGCUAUUAAACAACUUUGGUGUAAUAGCUUUCCAAUGCUUACUUCGUUUUUACAAGACACAAAUUGUUAAACAUUGUUAUAAAAUCACAGAGAUAGUUUAUUGUAACAGUGAAUAAAAGAUUUCCUUUGUGGUAAUAAAUAAUUACAGAUGUUACAAAAUAACUUUAAACAAGCAAACAUUUAAAUGUUAUAAUGUUGUACGUAUAAAUUAGCAUUCAAAAUGAUGCAACCAUCAACUGAAGGUGGUUUGAACAUCGCUGAAUUAGCGAAUCGAUUACGAAGGGAGAAAAUAUUCAUUAAUUCCGAGCGACAAUUAAUCCAAACACUUAAUGAGGAGCUGGAGAAAACUACUCUUGAACUUCUGCAGGCUUCUUGGAUAUGCACUCAGGAGCGUCAGAAUCUCACCAACUUGAUAACUUCAAGAUCUGAUGCAGAGUCUAUAGCUGCUUGUCAACGAGCCAGUCUUCUUGAAGGCUCUACAUUCGUUGAUGCUUUUAAGGUGUUCAAGUACAAAGAGGCUUCAGCUGUUGGUGAAUUGCUAGGAUGGCUUCGAGAGACACCACACCUAAUGGCCCUGUGCCUCACACUGGGGGAAGACCAUGCUCCGCCCAACUUGACCUCUUCUUUGGUAGCAGGUUUAUAUGGUAGCUGUCGAUCACCUGAUGACAGAACUCGCCUACUAGCUGUUAUACGAUCCUUGAUCAAGUACCAGAUGGUGCCUAGUCCAGACCCGAGAAAGUUGUUCCGAACAAAUAAGAAUUCUCUUUCGUCCUUGUUCGCCGUAUAUCGAGACGGUCAUACGCCAGCACGCCAGUUCCUCGUAGCGGCGCUGCAAGCCCCCGUCAUGGCGGUAUUGCACGAGGACGAGUUCUUCCUAGAUAUCGACCCGGACAAGGCUAUGGAGAGGUUCUCAGCGUCAGAUCGCUUAAAGAAAUUCGGGCAGGCGAACAGCACCGAGUACAGCGCGAAGGUUGCUCGCUACCGGAAGUGGACUGUGCAGUCGUUGUACAACCUCACCACCAAGUUCAUAUCGGCACUGAGGGAGUGUUGGCCAACCUUCCCCACCACGAUCGCCUGGAUCGUACAGCAGAUUGUGCAUCUCUUAAAAAAACAUUCCAGGAGCAGUGAACGUGAAGUGCACGCCAUCUGUACCGACCUCGUGCUGAACCAGUUCAUAUGCGCGGCCAUCGUGAACCCUGAGGCCCACGGCAUCAUCGAGAUCCCGGUCUCGUACAUCGCCCGCUUCAACCUCAUACAGAUCGCGCAGAUCAUACAGAUGCUCUGUCUGGCCAGAUAUCAGGAGGUGGAGCCAAAGGUGCGCGAUUUGUACACAAAAUUCGAGCGAUCCUGCGUCUGGUCACUGGUAGAGGCGGUGACUAGUCCUCAGCUGGGUGCUGCUCCCGCUCCGCCCGCCGGCGACGCUCCACUGAGGACCGACGUACGGAACAACACGCCCGUGGCGCUCUUCACACGCGCGGACCUGCGGGCAUUAAUGACAUAUUUGCGUCGGAUAUCGUCAAAGUUGAACAACAACACGGCCAACGGCUCGAGUGAUGAAGGACAGAAUGGAACUGUUCCCACAACCAAUGAUCUGGUUAACUUUGGGGAUACAGAUACUUCUGCCAGUAGAGAGGUGGUGGACCCCUCAAGGAAUCUGGAACGCAGUGACAGUACGGAAGGAGGCGAGGGUGUGGAGAGGCUGGCAGCGCUGCUCCAGACCUUGGAGCCCAACUACAAAGCAAGACUCCAUGAUCUUCUGCGGAAAGUUGGCGACCUGAGCACUGUCAAGACAUCGCCUGACAACCGAGAGAUUGAGAACUGUCAAGCGAAGCGCAGUCUGCUCGCCAAGGUGCCCAAGCCCAGAAUGGCGAGGGGCAAUGGGUCAGAGGAGAGGGUGGAGAAAGAACACCUGGAACCACCCGAGGUGCUCAUCAUAAAGCUUGCCAACGUUGAUGAGCAGGAUUAUCUUGGCCUGGUGCCGGAGUCCAAAGUGUUGGAAUGCUACUACGGAGGGUCGGAGGCGGGCGACACCGAGGACCCGGCAGCUCUGACUCCGGGCCCGCCGGCCCCUGUGCAGAAACGUACCAGGUUCUCGGUGUUCCACGACGAGGUGUCGCUGGGCAACACGUCCGACAACCUGGAGGCGGUGUCGGAGGCCGCUUCCAACCACAGCGUCACGUCAAGCCUCGAGCUGGAGACGGAGGACCAGAACGACAACCUAUCCGACAUGGUUUCGGCAAACGUUAGCGGUCGCGGCAGCCCUAACAUAUCGGGCCGAGAGACGCCGUCCUCGCAGGUGACCGAUGGUGACGCUGCAGGUGAUCAACCUGUCCGACGACUUUCACAAAAUGCGCCGGGGAGCCAAGCCACGCGGGCAGCGCAGGUCAAACUGUUGAACCAGACGCGCAACGAGAUUGACGAUAAGUUCUGCAAGUUUGAGAUCAAGAAGCUGCUUGAAGGCGACGAGACUAUCAGCAUAAUGUCUGACACGUGGAGCACGGAUGUGCUCGCCAGCGACUCCGAAACCAUCGGCGAUACGUGCGAUCACGCCAACUCGCACGCAAACACUGGUUCGACGGUGAACAACACGAACGCGCCCGACGUGUCGGAGACUGCGAGCGAGUCCGCGUGGAGCAUCGACGUGCUGGCGUCCGACAGCGACCGUAACACUGAGGUGGAUACGGACGAUUGCGUGUCAGUGGCGGCACGCUCCGACACGUCUGCGUCGUGGCCGCACAGCGCGCACGCACCGGCUCCUACUCGCGCCGUACAGAACGGACAAGCAAAAAGGCCUGAAGUCAACAGCCCGCGACACACGCCUCGUUUUGGAAUGCCUAACAGAUACGGGGGCGUAUACCAGAGCGCGACCGCGACACUGUCCCGCGGCGGCGAACUCGAUCUGCCGUCUCACUCGCACGCGCACCAUUACUCAAUAGAGAACAGGAAGAGUAUACUCGUCAACGGAUAUCCGGUGAUGACGUGUUACGCCACGUCAGCUCCGGAGAGCCCCAGUACGGCGCCGCCUAUGGCCAACGACGUGUUUGACUACGAGCCGCAAAAGAAUAGUGAGGCUCCGCCGGAAGGCACGGUAGAGGCUCCAGGAGAUGCUGCGGUGGAGGGUGAAGGUGAGGCGGACGAGCAGGUGGCCACGACGAGCGCUGGCGCCGACGCCACCAGCCAGUGGGUGGACGACAGCUUCCCGCGACAUGAUGGCUGCGUCGCCAACAAGUACAGCGCCGACAAGGGUUAUGAGGAACACGAUAUGGACAGGUCACUUAACUCGAGCGAGAGUUCCCUCAACGCCAUGUCGGUGUCGCAGUACGGACGCUUCGAACCCGGCGUGGAGCCGCCGAGGCCGGAGCCCGAGCGCUCCGCUAUCGAGAAUCUGAUGACGCGUAUGUCAGCCGCGACCAUCUCCUCCAAUAUCGUGAACAAUAUCACGUCGCGGAUCGUCAAGUCAGAGCUGCGGACUAGUGUUGUCAACAUAAGCUCGUCGCGAGUGGAUCGCAAGCGGGAUUCCAGCAACGUCUCGUUGAGCACCCUGUCGAUGACCAGCGAGACGUCGGCGUCCGACCGCAGCUCCAGCCAGGAGGUGAUCAGCGACAACGUGACGGAGAGAAGGAUCAGCCCGCCGCCCAAACCCUCAACCGGCGCCAUACCCAAGAGUAUCAGCUUCGACACAACAGCCGAGAAAUCGCAGAGAAGACGAAUAGUGGGAGAGGAUGGCCUGGUGGGAAACCUGGACGAGCUGAAGAACAACGUGAAACGCUCCGGUGGCAACCUGCUGCAUAAGAUCAAGAUGUUCCGCCAGAAGGGACGCUCGCAUCAACAGAACGAUAUCAAAGUAUGUGAGGAAGAGUCACCGCGGUGCGGGGAAGAACGUGUAUUGGAGGUGGCUGCUGGAGAGAGCUCGGAAGAGAUUCUUGCCAAGUACCGGCGUCACAGCGACGGAAAAACGCGCCAGAUUGUACGCCGAGUCUCUGACCUGCCCGACCUGGAACUAGACAGAUGCGAGGGCGUGGUGGACCUCAAUGAUCCUGAACAGUUCAACAUCAUGAAACGCAGACUACGCACUGUGCUCUCCAGCACCGACUUCCACUACGUUGAAUACGUGCCUAACCGUUGCACUGUAUCGUCGCUAGCCGAGUGGAUCCGCGCGGGUAACUGUCCCGAAGCCGCGGCGACCGCUCGCGCCCUGGCGUCUGCGGGCACGCGGGCGGCGCGACUCGCGGCGGCGCUGCGGGCAGAUCUAGCGGCGCGGAGACCAUACGCGGCCUACCUGGCCUCGUGUCGCGCCACGCUGCACCACAGGCGACACGAGCUCCUGGUUCAGCUGAAACAAGUGCGUCGCGAAUACAGCGAGUGCGUGCGCGCGGCGGCGGCCGCUCGCGUGUUGGACCAGUUGGAGCGCGGUCCGGCGCUGCGGCGACUCACGCGGCAGCACCAUCGCACGCACGACGGCGGAGAGCUGAUGGACGAGCGUGCCAGCCGGCUGACGAGCAGUAUCCGCGCGGUGACGGCCGAGGUGCGCGCCGACGCGGGCUGGGAGGCGGCCUCGCGCACGGCGCUGGACGCCGCCGACCUGGCCGUGGAGCGCGCGGUGUACGCCCGCCUCUACCUGCACGUGCUCUUCCCCAACGGCGACGGCGACAUCUCGCGCGACCAAGUGCUCAGUGACCACAUUCGUCGACUGUCGGCGUGCACGAGUGCGAGCCGUGCAGGUGUAUCACCCGGUCAUCUUUGGGCUGCGCCCUUCCCGCAUGCGCAGCUUCUACUCCGUCAGCUGCCGGUCUACCGCACCCCUAGGGACAAGGUGUCGUGCGUGAUGCGCUGCGUGUCGUCCCUCAUGUCGGUGCUGUCGUUGACGGAUGGAACCCCGCCCGCCGCCGACGAUCUCACCCCCGCUCUUGUGUUGGUUAUCAUCAAGGUGAACCCCCCGUCGCUGCUGUCCACCAUCGAGCUGGUGAACGCGCUGGCCGGUGCAGUGCUAGCUGGUGAGGCGUUGUACUGGUGGACGCAGUUCUGUGCCGCCGUAGCCUACAUCAAGAGCAUGGAGUACAGGGACACGUAGCCCGCGACCGCGCUGCUUCCGACGUCAGCGCGCACCGAACGGAAUGAAUCUAUGUGGCGCAAGAGUAUACGACCCCGCAGUCGUACUGUCUAAUCAACGUCAACGUGA
Molecule: messenger RNA, 5248 nt
Organism: Leptidea sinapis
Lineage: Eukaryota; Metazoa; Arthropoda; Insecta; Lepidoptera; Pieridae
Gene: Gapvd1
Product: receptor-mediated endocytosis protein 6 homolog
Exons: 32
Coding region: 290-5140 (1616 amino acids)
Biological process (GO): vesicle-mediated transport; regulation of GTPase activity
Cellular component (GO): cytosol; endocytic vesicle
Molecular function (GO): guanyl-nucleotide exchange factor activity; small GTPase binding
Source: RefSeq, a predicted model, not a curated record